This is a messenger RNA of Metarhizium robertsii ARSEF 23, 1566 nucleotides long. RefSeq names its product amino acid permease. Gene Ontology annotation, molecular function: transmembrane transporter activity. Gene Ontology annotation, cellular component: membrane. The coding region runs from base 1 to 1566 and encodes 521 amino acids. Gene Ontology annotation, biological process: transmembrane transport; amino acid transport. Lineage: Eukaryota; Fungi; Ascomycota; Sordariomycetes; Hypocreales; Clavicipitaceae. The transcript has a single exon. The record is from RefSeq and is a predicted model, not a curated record.
AUGGAGGGCUCUGGUGCCUCGUCUGGGAAACCGGCUUGCGCCAUGGAUCACAAAGCCACCCACAACCCGGAAGCAGCCGUGUCAUCUGCAGCAGACGCCGAGUACAUCAAUGCGUCUGGACACGUUCAGGAACUCCGUCGAAACUUCAGCCUCUUCUCUUUGGCUGGAAUCGGCCUGGUCGUGGGCAAUGUGUGGCCGGCCAUCGGUGGUUCUAUCCUGGUGGCCAUCUUCAACGGCGGACCACCGGGCGUUCUCUACGAGUUCAUGGCCGUCUCCGUCUGCUACUGGAACGUGGCCGCCAGCAUUGCCGAGCUCGCCAGCUCCAUGCCGUCGUCGGCCGGCGUGUACCACUGGGCCUCGGUGACGCCUGGGAAGCGCUGGGGCAGGCCGCUUGGCUUCUUUGCCGGGUGGUGGAAUUACUUCGCCUGGCUGCUGGGCGCCGCGAGCAUGACGUCCAUCUUUGGCAAUACCAUUGUGCAAAUGUACGCCGUCAUGCAUCCCGGCUUCGUGGCCAAGCAAUGGCACGUCUUUGUCGCCUACGUCCUCUUCACCUGGCUCGCCUGCCUCUCCGUCAUCUUUGGCAACCGCCUGAUGCCGGGGCUGAACCGCGCCGGCGCCUUUUGCAUAGUCGCCUUCUUCCUGAUCACCGUCGUCGUCGUCACAACCGUGCCCGGGCUGGAGGGCCACCCCGGCCACGCCUCGUCGGCGUUUGUGUGGACACAGUGGACGGCAGACAUUGGCUAUCCCGACGGAUUUGUCUUCCUGGCGGGCAUGCUCAACGGCGCGUACAGCGUUGGGCCGGUCGACGCCGUGACGCACCUGGCCGAGGAGAUUCCGCACCCAGAGAGGAACGUGCCGCUCGCCAUUGCCAUGCAGGUGUCGAUUGGGUUCGUGACCGGGCUUGCGUACCUGGUGGCGGUCCUGUACGCCAUCAACGACUACGACGGGCUGCUGCAGUCGCAGUAUCCCAUUGCCGAGAUAUACCGACAGGCCACGGGCUCCAACGCGGGCGCGUGUGCCCUGCUGUCCAUGAUCCUCGUCACGAUAUCCUUCACCGUGCUGGGGCUGCACAUUACAUGCGGCCGGACUCUCUGGGCGCUGGCCCGCGACGGAGCCACGCCCAUGCAGGACAAGCUCAUGCAGAUUAGUCCCAGGCAGCAUAUACCCGUCUACACGACCGUUGUUUCUGCCGUCCUGACGACCCUUCUUGGCGCCAUCUACGUUGGGAGCACGACUGCCUUUAACGCCUUUGUCAGCGGCUUCAUCCUGCUCUCCAGCAGCUCGUUUGUCGCUUGCAUCUUGCCAAAUAUCCUGACGGGGAGGAAGAACAUGCGCUACGGGCCCUUUAGACUCGGGAGAGUUGUCGGGUUCCUUGUCAAUGGCGUUUCUUGUCUUUAUCUGCUGGUCUGGGGCGUCAUUUACACGUUUCCGCCGACUCUGCCCACCAGUGCGGAAACCAUGAACUACUCGUCUCUGAUUUGGGGAGGGCUUACUAUUUUCGUGGCCGUUUUGUGGUUUUUCAAAGCUAGUAAGGGCUAUCGCGGGCCGUUGCAGGACGAUCUGUGA